Messenger RNA from Lottia gigantea (owl limpet), 429 nucleotides. RefSeq lists its product as hypothetical. The transcript has a single exon. The record is from RefSeq and is a predicted model, not a curated record. The coding region runs from base 1 to 429 and encodes 142 amino acids. Lineage: Eukaryota; Metazoa; Mollusca; Gastropoda; Lottiidae.
AUGGGAAAGAUUGUACUCUUGUUAAUGUUUGCAGCCUGCUUGGCAUUGGUACUUGCACAAGACGAAGGCGACAAUGGUUCGCGUCCACGAAGACGAGGACGACCUGGUCGAGGUCCACGACCCGAUGGUGACAGAUCAGGUGGUGACGGUCCUGGUGGUGACGGACCUGGUGGUGACCGACCGGAUGGUGACAGGCCGGAUGGUGACAGACCUGGUGGUGAACGACCGGGUGGUGACAGACCUGGUGGUGACCGACCGGGUGGUGACAGACCGAAUGGUGAUAGACCGGAUGGUGAAAGACCGGAUGGUGACAGACCUGGUGGUGACGGACCUGAUGGUGAAAGACCGGAUGGUGAUAGACCUGGUGGUGACCGACCGGAUGGUGACAGACCUGAAGGUCAGCGACCUGAUGGAGAUGGAGGAAACUAA